Messenger RNA from Symbiodinium sp. CCMP2456, 258 nucleotides. NCBI's taxonomy places the organism in Eukaryota, Dinophyceae, Suessiales, Symbiodiniaceae. The record is from the annotation of a GenBank genome assembly.
GCGUUUGCAGCACGAGCCUUUCUGGGAUCAUGUCCCGAUUAUACAGAGGGAUUGGAACAUUCCGCCGGAUUGCGCCCCAGGGGCCGCCACAUUGCUGGGCGCCAAUGAUCUGGCGAUCGAUGCGAUGCACCUGCCAUCCCUGAUAUCGUGCGUGCAACCUCUGGCCUACCAAUACUAUGCCGACGCUGUGGAGCGAACGGAGAGGAUCGGCUGGCGCUUCCCUUCCUGGCGCUCACGCGACCCGUCCCUGGUAGAGUC